This is a messenger RNA of Neopelma chrysocephalum (saffron-crested tyrant-manakin), 390 nucleotides long. RefSeq names its product prickle-like protein 2. The record is from RefSeq and is a predicted model, not a curated record. The annotation marks the transcript as partial. Gene Ontology annotation, molecular function: zinc ion binding. Lineage: Eukaryota; Metazoa; Chordata; Aves; Passeriformes; Pipridae. The transcript has 2 exons.
UUAUUUUUGGGGUUCAAACCCCGAAAUUCCCUUUUCCAGCCCCAGUUUUGCUCCGACCUUUCGGAGCCGGAACGUCGGGAAUUGAAACUUUUCGCCCAACGCCGAAAACGGGAGAAUUUGGGCCAAGGGAGCGUCCGGCCCCUCCCCCUCACCAGCCCCGGGGCCGUCUGUCAGCAGUGCGGGGGCCCGGUGCGGGGGGGGGCCCUGGCGGUGUUUGCGGGGCGGGCGGGGCUGGGGCUGUGCUGGCACCCCCCCUGCUUCCGCUGCCACCGCUGCCAACGGCCCCUCGUGGAUCUGCUCUACUUCUGCCCCGGGGGCAAAGGGGGGCGGCUGCUCUGCGGGAGAGACCACGGGGAGACCCUCCGGGAUCGGUGCCCGGGCUGUGACGAG